AUGCCGCCCGGCUUCCCCGCACGCGCCAACAGCCGCCUGGACACCUUCCUGAGGCGGCACUUGGCCCCGGAGAUCUACGAUGCCAUCCGCGCCUAUGAGCCCUGCGUUGUGGUCUCUGACUCAGAGAACCACACGUUCAAGUACGUGGUGCUCAGUGACCAGGUCAUCUACUUGACCGAGAACCCACCCAGAUCCAUUCGCGGGGUCGUGGCACUGCAGGACGUCAUGGCCAUUGAACUGGUUGACGAUUACCCAGAGUUUUUGAAUGGACCAGACAGAGAAAUCAACCAACACAUUCGUAUCAUCUAUUCUUCAACUUCCUUGAAAAAGGAGUGUAGAAAACCAAAAGGUGCCAGGAAAUUCCUGCUACCAUUUCAUCAUGCCACUGCUAAAGACAAAAAAGAGAAAGAAGAAAAAGAAGCUAAUGGUUGUGCUUACUGGACGGCGCAGGAGGGGAAGACUCUCUAUGAGAGCCCAUUGCAGCAGUUCCAAGAGAGCAGCACAUCCACGGCAUCAGCCCUGCAUCCUGCUUCAGAUCUCAGGAAGCUGCCUCUUCGGCCCUUACCGACGCUUCCCAGGAGGAGAUGCCCGGCCAUGCCAGACCCAGGCAAAGCUGUUACUUCACCAGCUUGCUCUACAAACACAGAAGAACCCCAGGGACUUGCUGAUCACAAAGACUCUCCAAGUGAAAGUCCUUUCAAGUGUCCUGGGAAGGGAAAUGAGUUUUACUUGAGAACUUCCUUCCAAGCCUCCCUUUUACAAAGUGUCCCAAGCCUUGAGAAAAAGGAGUCAGAACUUCAUUUGUACAUUGUUUCCACAACCUCACCGAUAUUUCUGCACCUAAAAAGUUCAUGGAACAACUAUAUUAUAAAAGGUACUCUGUUACAAGAUCCACUAUAUGCCAGUGAACUCAGUUCUACGAAUGGAAGUCAGAAGCCAUAUAGAUCAGAAGAGAAAAUCAAGCACUUCAGUCAACUUAAAUCUGAACUUUUUCUUAAGGACAACACUUUGAGCAAGAUAUUUUAUUUAAUUACAGAACUUAAAGUAGCAGCUCAGAAGAACUUCAUACUCAAAAGGCUGUUCUGGAAAACCAGUGACCUGUUCUAUUUCCUAGUGAACAAACUUCAUGAAUACUUGCCGGAGUCUAGGGAUAAGAAUACCCUUCAAAACAAAAGUCAAAGAGCUGAUGAGCUGAUGGCAUGCAUUGGAAUUGUCCAGACUCUGGGACUGAUGUUCAGAGAAACAGAAACGGAGUUAUCACGUUUGAACACAUUAGCAGCUAAGAAGGGAGCGCUGUUUAAUCUUUUGGUCAUUUUAAUUAGUGAGCCUCAGAUCCCCAAAUCUUGUCCUGUGUUUGAUAUCUCAUUGACGGCCGAUUCAGCUUUAGUUGAGAUGUCCUUUGAUGCUGAGUUACAGAAGCUUAUCUUGGAGUACACAGAUACAGCUACAGCACUUUUGUAUGAGAUACUUCUUGUCUUUCAGCAGGGAAAUCUUGGAUCGGGAUCAACAAAAUUUGCUAUUAAUUGGAUGAUGUCCUUUCUACAAAGUCGUCCUCCUAUAAUCACUUUUGUGGCCAAUAUUGUGAAACAAGUGGUGAAGGGGCUGUCAGCUUCAUUUCAGCUUCUAAGCCCAUGCCAAGCGGUUCUGAUGUACCAGCAGUUUUACAUCCUCAAGAGCUGCCUGCAGUACAGCAAGACCCUAGCUGAGUAUAUUAGGAGUGACUACAGAGAGGAAUUCAGGUACUUUAUUCACAUGCCAACCCUGGAAAAAAGAUUCCCGUUGUGUUACCCUAUUAGCCAACCUACUACUCAACUUAUUCAUGAAGUUCUCAACUUGGUUGAACAGAAACAAUGUGUAAAAUGUUAG
Elephantulus edwardii (Cape elephant shrew) is the source of this 1866-nucleotide messenger RNA. RefSeq names its product chromosome unknown open reading frame, human C12orf56 (gene CUNH12orf56). The record is from RefSeq and is a predicted model, not a curated record. NCBI's taxonomy places the organism in Eukaryota, Metazoa, Chordata, Mammalia, Macroscelidea, Macroscelididae. The transcript has 15 exons. The coding region runs from base 1 to 1866 and encodes 621 amino acids.